GUUGAGUUCGCCAACACGGUGUUGACGUAAACAUUACCAAACAAGAAGUUUAAUUACUUCUAGGGACCAAAUAAAGCAUGUAGCUUCAUAACUUUUGAUUCAGUUUAUUCCUUCCAAAACCAUGGAACAGUAUGGCUUUGUGAGAAGAGAUGUUAACAGUUCUGUAUAUAGGGCAGUGACCAAAUUUCUGCUUGAAGAGAGAGGAAAUGACUGGAAAAAGCUGCCGUCCAAUUCUGUUUCAUUCCAUUUGAUGUUUGGAGAAAGGAAUAAAUUGCCUUUUGGAAGAUUAGGCCAUGAUCCUGGGAGGGUACAGCUGGUAAAUUAUUACAGAGGUUCGGAUGUUCUAUGCAGGAAAACAGCUCUUGUCAAAGUAUUUAAAGAAUACUGUAGUGUAGUGAAAUACAGUUACCCAAAAUGGUUGCCACAGUCUUUCCGUAUUGUUCCAAAAAAUGUUGUCCAGACAAGUGUACGUAACUCUACGGUACUGGUACGGCCGGAGAAACCAGAUGACCGGGAUCAGCUGCUGGAGACGCAUGCACAGAUGGUGGCGGAGGAAGGCAAAGAUGUGAUCUGGAUUGCUAAACAUACAUCUGGGGCUAAAGGUGAUGGCAUUCAGAUAUCAGACAACAUAGAUUCCUUACUGGAGUAUGUAGAUGAUCAGAGUAAAGCCUUUGUUAUACAGAGAUAUAUUAACAAUCCAUUCCUCUUGGAGGGAGGCAGGAAAUUUGAUAUCAGGAGCUGGGUGUUGUUAGAUUCCAGCUAUAAUGUGUACCUGUUCAAGGAAGGUGUGUUGCGUACAUCAUCUGAACCUUAUGACCCUGAUGACCUGUCAAAGAUCACUAGUCACCUGACCAAUCACUGCCUUCAGAAGGAAAGGUCAACCAACUAUGGUAGAUAUGAAGAUGGAAAUGAAAUGUUCUUUGAUGAGUUUAACAGAUAUUUGAUGGACAAACACGGUACUACAAUGGAAGCUUCUAUCUUGCCUCAAAUCAAAGACAUCAUCAAACGUUGUUUCUUCCUUGUUAAAGAGAAAAUUAACACAAAUGGUUUAGGGUAUGUGUGUUUUCAACUGUUUGGCUUUGAUUUCUUGCUGGAUGAGAAGAUGAAAGUCUGGCUGAUAGAAGUAAAUGGAGCUCCAGCAUGUGCACAGUACCUGUUACCAGACAUGGCCAGAAGUAUUGUUCAUACUGCAAUAGAUCCAGUGUUUCCACCAUCGAAACCUAGACAAGGUGACACAGGGUUCACCAAAAUCUCCUGAUUGAAUGUCAGGUUGCCAUAGAAACAGUAACUUUAUUGUACAAUUCUGUUAUUUUGACUUUGGGGAAUCUUGAUAGUUAUGUGCAAUGUUAAUAAGUCCACUACUGGUUGAAAGUCAGUUUUGGAGACAUUAAUUAGGUUUGCUCCUUGUCUGUCCAUCUUUCGCAUGGUACAUUUAGACCACUAAUCAAACAGUCAAGGUCAUACUUAAUUAAGAGGUCAGAAAUGUUUGGUUAUGUUUCUUGUCUAGUCUGUAACUUUUUUAUGUAUUUAUUAAGCUCCCUGAAGGAUGAGCAUAUAGUUGCCGCUUUGUCCGACCUUCCAUCUGUCUGUAACACUUUUGUCUGGAGUAUAACUUGAAAAGAAUUAAUGGCAUUUGAUUGGAACUUCACAUAAUCAUAGAGCCUCAGGCCAUUGAGACAAAGUGCAGUGUCAAAGAAUCAUAACUCUACCUUAACUAGUUUUUUAAUUAUCUCCCUUUUUUAUACAAAAUAAGGCUUGUCCGGAGCAUAACUUGAAAAGUAUUAAUGGCAUUUCAUUGAAACUUCACAAAAUGAUAGAGGCCAUUGACGGGAAGUGCAGUGUCAAAGAAUCAUAACUCUACUUUACAUAUUUUUUUAACUAUCUCCCUUUAUUAUACAAAAUAAGGCUUGUCCAGAGCAUUACUUGAAAAGUAUUAAUGGCAUUUCAUUGAAACUUCACAAAAUGAUAGAGGCCAAUGACAGGAAGUACAAUGUCAAAGAACCAUAACUCUACCUUACCUAGUUUUUGAAUAUCUCCCUUUAUUAAAUUUUCUCCAUUUUUUUUUUUUUUGGUUUCUAAUACAUUAUUCCCCAUAUUAGGACAAGCGCAUGCAUCAGGGAGCAUCAUUCGGUUUUACCGAUUCAUUGUAUUCAAAUAACUUGGUACUAAACUACACAAAUAUUCACCACACUAAGACAAUGUGUUGCAUGCAAGACUCUGACCUCUAGUAGGACAAUGUCACACUUUGAGUUUGUGGUCAUACUUAGAGGACAAAGAUGACCAUUUUUUGUAUCUUGUCUAUAAAUCUUUUAUGCAUUGAUGGAUUUUGAAAUUAAUUGUCACAUGCAAGACUGUACCCCAAGCUCAUAGAGGCUAAUAAUUUUAUGUCAUUUUUUUGCGUUUGAUCUUUAACUCUUUUAUUGAAUUAUGGAUAGUAAAAUAACUUUGCACCAUAACAGAUAAACUUCUCAUACGUGUCCUUUUUAAAGGAUGGUAAUUAGAUAUUCAUUACAUUGGAGAGGGCUUUGUAUUGGUUGGCAAUACAUGUACAUCCUUUCACUUGUUCAUUGUUACUGUUUGUUGUUUUGCUGAUAUUUGUAAAUGUAAGUGUUUUUAGGGAAAGCAUACUAAUAAUUAUUAUUAUUAACAUAAUAAUAAUAUCAAAUAAUUAAGCUGAAAAGGAUUAUGACAGCUUUUUUUUUCUUUGGUUGAAUUUAAAGGUCUUGCCAACGCUUGUUUUACUUAAAUGCAAUUUGCUUAAAUAGCAUUAUUGUGUUAUAGCCUUUGGGUUAAGAUCAGCUGUCACAACUAGUCCUUGUUCUUUAUCAUUGUUGCAUCAAGAAGUGUUUCAUACAACUUCUCCUUCAAAAGUAGUGGGCAAGUUUUGUUUAACUUCACAGGCAUGAUCCUUACAUUACUUUUUAAUGAAGAGUCUGGCAACCUCCAGUACUGGAUCAAGUACCAAUAUUGCAUCAAUAAUAUAUAGAGAAUUAAACUGCUUAAUUGUGCACAAUAAGCGUUUUUGCUUGGAAAAAUGUUUAUACAGUUAUGUGGAUUUUUUUUGCAGGCUGUUGAUCUGUGUUUGAACGUCCUCAAAAGUUACCAUUUUGUAAUUUUUAUAUAUCAUGUACAGUUUUUAGAUACAGCCAAAUCCUUCAUUUCAUUAUCAGAAACAUCAUUGUGUUAUUUAGAAUGAUAUUACAUGAGAAUGCCAGAUAGUGUUUUUGCAAUAUCUGCAAUGAGAAAAUGCAAUUUUAUGAUAUGAGUCAUUUAUUCUUAUUUAUAUUUCUUUAUAAAGUUUAUAUAUUUGUAAUGUUUUGUUACAGUUGACAUGUCUGUGAUACCUUGUUUAUUACAUGAUGCCAUGUGAAUUUUAUGUCCAUUUUUUACGUCCCGUAUGUCAAAGACUCUGGAGGUUUAUAGUUUUUGAACUGUCUAUCAUAACAUCUAUCUUUUCAUCUGUCUGUCUGUCCAUUACACUUUCUUGCAUACUUAACUUCUUGUAAAGUUUUUACCUAAUUCAAAUGGAAGUUUAUUAACCUUUAGCCUGCUGGUGGCAAGUGAUUCAGCCUUUGUGACCAGUGCAGACCAAGAUCAGCCUGCACAUCCGUGCAGUCUGAUCAUGGUCUGCACUGUUCGCUAUUCAGUCAGUAAAUUUUCAGUAAAUACCCCUAGUAAUUAUAAAUGGUAUUGCCCAAAUUGAAUGAUGGACCAGUCUAUUAUAGAAAUUUAGCAGGCUAACGGUUAACAUCGUCAACAUGAAUUGGACAUGCAUACAUUUUCUUGACUUUCACAUCCAUUGUUUACGUCGAAUAUUAAAACGAAACUUGGUAUCCAUCAUCAACAUGAAGUAGACAUGCAUAUUUUUUUGGAGAUGGUCCUUUUUACUACUUCAUAUUUUAUUCUAUUGAGCACUUUCAGGGGGCAGGUGUCAUAUAAUGUUUGUUGUUUACAUCAUUUUUGUUGAAAUAAUCUUAGAUCAUAGUCCCUGCAGUUUUUUUACCUUUUUUACAUUUAUUUUCUUUUAACAUCAACAAAGACAUUUAUUUUAUAGACAUAAUGUAUCAAGCAGACUAUUGUUAUGUAACAGAAAAUACACUUCGUGAUAAAAAUGUGAUAGUUGUUCAGAUGUUAAUUUUUGUCUUUUACAGAUGUAUAUUCUGGUGUUGGAAUGUAUAAUUAUAUGCAUGGUACUUUGCUUGUUUAUAUUCAAUGCUUACUGGUACCUGUAAAUACAUUUAUUAUAUACCUAUGACUAUUCUGUGUCAAAUACAGCAUGUUUUUCACUAACAAAUACAAAACAAAAAUAACUUAUACCCAUCUGAUACUGGAAAAUGUUUGGUUGGAAAUGACGUAAUGUUGGCGUCACAACGUAUGUUCCAUUCGUCAAAAGGUUCACAGUUUCAAACAAUUUUUCUGUCUUAUUUAUCAGUUAUAGUCAAUCUUGACUGAUAUGUAUUUAAUAAAAGGGGUAUUAAAAUAGUACCUUGAACUGCAAGGAUGCAUUCGCCUUCGUGGAUUUUGCAAGGCAAGAUCACAGGUACAAACAGGGCUUUCAGAAUCCACUCAAGUCAAUUACAACAUUGCUGAUCAAGGUAUAUACUGUUGUAAUAGCCCUGUUAUAUUGUUAUGUUUAUGUGACAUUCAAAUGGAUCACUUUAGUGUACUAAUAAAGGUAUUUACUUAU
Molecule: messenger RNA, 4687 nt
Organism: Mercenaria mercenaria
Lineage: Eukaryota; Metazoa; Mollusca; Bivalvia; Venerida; Veneridae
Product: tubulin--tyrosine ligase-like
Exons: 9
Coding region: 122-1258 (378 amino acids)
Biological process (GO): protein modification process
Source: RefSeq, a predicted model, not a curated record